UGGAGGUGGCGAGGAUGUCCCUUCGUUUUCAGCCAAAUCCAGAGAUCGAUGUUAAUAUUUAAAUCAAUUUCGACUCGCUGCUGCUGCGAGACAAAAACGGAAGUUUUGAGGCGAGCUUUGCUCUUAAACGGAGACAAAAUGGCACGCGAGUCGAAGACACUGCAUUUCAAGUCCAAGUUUAUAACGGCCGAGCUGGCUCGUCUGUUCAGCCAGUCGGACAGCGAGGAGGACUUUGAAGGCUUCAGUGAUGACGACGAAAGAGGCGACAGAAGACGUUUUAAAAUGCAAUUUAACACUAAGAUGUUGGAGUCCAAAUAUGGCAGUGAUGAGGACACAAGCUUCUACUCUGAUGGUGAGGAGACACCAGCGCCUAAGAGAAAAAGUCUCUUAGUAGCUCUCAGAUUUCCAGUCAAACAGUCGCCCACCCCCAACCGGGAGCCACAAGCAAAAAACCUCAGAAAGCCGGUUAAAGAAACCGUGGCGCAGAGGGUGAGGCAGAGGAUGAAGAAGCAGGAGGAGGAUGAACAAAGAGCGGAGGAGGCCGAGGAGGUGCGGGGAGAAGACGACGCCAUGUGCCAAAGCCUAAGGAAGCGGGAGAAAAACAUCCAGGAGAACAAAGCUAUGCUUGCUCAGCUGUUUGCUGAUCUCAGCACGAUGGCUGACCUGACUUUUCCCAACACCCCUCAAAAGAAGAAGCGCUCUCCGGUGAAAACAACGCCGCGCAAACGCAAAUUAGAACAGGACCGUGGCUCCGAAAGGAGGAACCCGUCCCGUAAAGCCCGACCUCCUGAGAACUUUGGGGUUGAAAAUGUGUGCGAGCCGUUGCCCCUCAGCGGCGCCAAGGCGAUAGAUCUCAGGAGACUGGUGGAGGUGGAUGAGGAAAAUGCCGCCAACGGGACGAAAAAGAGGCGGAGCCACAGGCGCAGUCAGUUCGAGUUCAAGUCGGUUGACGACAUCACCGAAGAGGACUUGGACAAUGUAGCGUUCCGCAGCAAAGACAAGAUCUGGGACAAGGACAAUGGAAGCUCGUGCCACCAGUGCAGACAGAAAACCCUCGACACAAAGACUGUGUGCCGCAGUGGGUUUUGCUCAGCAGGCAAAGGCCAGUUCUGCGGGCCGUGCCUGAAGAACCGCUACGGCGAGGAUGUGUGCACUGUAUUACUCGACCCGACGUGGUCGUGUCCUAUCUGCCGAGGGAUGUGUAACUGCAGCCUGUGUCGAAAGAAAGAGGGUCGCUGUGCCACUGGCAUUUUGGUCGGGCUGGCCCGCUACAAUGGCCACAACAACGUCCACGAGUAUCUAGAGAGAAUUCAGAAGGAGCUACAGUAACGACCAGAGAGAUGUUCCAAGUCCUCCUACAGAUUGAUAAAGCGCACAAUACUUUAGAACUCUUUAUUAAAUGUUUAUACUGUUAGGCCAGGUUUUUUUUUAUCUGGUUAGAUUGACUCUAUUGUCGUAGCAUAAAACAAACACUGCUACAGUAUUAGUACUGUACAGUUUUGUCAUCCCUUUUUUUACAUUUUUCUUUAGUGUUUUCAUUUCACUGUCCAGAACAAACCAAGAAUUCCUUGUAACACAUACAAAAACUCUGUAUUUACUACUGUGUACUUUGGUGCCUUUGAUAUGUCUUUAAUUUCGUAACUACACUUGUAAGUCAUAUUUCAUAUUUUUUGCCAUUAACCAUUACACCUCCUUAUGAAACGCCAACAAAAAUAAGAGAUGAGGUAAUUUAUAAAAGUAUGCUAUAAAAACAUAAUCACAAAUAAUGUAAAGAAUUAAAUUGUUAUGGCCACGAGGGGGCAGUGAUAAGGAUUUAUAUCCAAAAAAUAACUACACAGUAAACUGCAGCAAUACUUUUCUUAGUUUUUUGGGGUGAGGCUAAAGUAUAUUUGCCAGUUUAUUACAUUUAAAGUUGUUUCCAUUUGUGCCACAAUGCGAGUUUUAAUAGCCCGUUAAAGGUGUUUUUUGUUGUUAGACUUACCUAAGGCAAAGUUUGUAUUUUAAUUGCGCUUAUGUUGGGUCACACGUAUAUCAAGGUACCAACCACUGUCUCUUAAUUGUUAUCCUGCUGUAAUAAUCUAGUUAUAAUAAAGACCGGCUCCUGUUCUGAAUUCUCA
Messenger RNA from Syngnathoides biaculeatus (alligator pipefish), 2117 nucleotides. RefSeq names its product cell division cycle associated 7b (gene cdca7b). The transcript has 10 exons. Gene Ontology annotation, cellular component: nucleus. Gene Ontology annotation, biological process: regulation of DNA-templated transcription. Bases 49 to 1329 code for a protein of 426 amino acids. NCBI's taxonomy places the organism in Eukaryota, Metazoa, Chordata, Actinopteri, Syngnathiformes, Syngnathidae. The record is from RefSeq and is a predicted model, not a curated record.